CAUCGUCAGGUGAGAGAAGGUGCUUGCGAUCACCUUUCAGUAACCGUCUCACCUUCAUCUAAUGAACACAACCUGAUCGUUUGCUCUGCAAAUCACUGAUCAUUGUGCAAUCUCUGCUGAAUCGUCAAAAUAGUUUAACACUUGUUUUGUUUUUCAUUUUCGCGACAUGUGAGAGAACGUAAAACUUGCAUAUUGUUGUAUUGAUACCUAAUAAAAAAAAACUGUGAAUUGAAUGAGAUUUUCGUCCGAUUUUGAAGUGAAAAAUAAGAGAUUUAUUGUUAUAUUCGUUAUAUUAGAUUGUGUAUUCAAGGCAACUAAAUAUCUUCCUUGUGUAGUGUUUUCAUGGAAAAAAAAGCCUCAUGAAAUAUUUCGCAUGUGAAAAUAUUAAUUUCAUGUUGCUGUAGAGAGACAUUUAUUUGGUGCUUUAAUUGCUCACUCCAAUAAUUUCAUCACGAUUGAGUGAACCAGACAUAUUUCAGAGGAUUUCGGAUUAAUUACACUGUCGAAUUUUCUCGUGGAGUGAAAUUGAUGAUGAAUAUCUGACACGUUUUCUUCAUUGAGCACUUUGAGCACAACCACAACGAGCAGAGGGAGACCCAUUUCAUCCACAAAAGUCAACAAUAGAGAUGCAUUCCACGGUCGGCAGGUCAUCUUCAUCGAGAGUCCCCCUGGAUGAUUCACUCGCCGUGGCUACAGCUUCCCGGGCACUUUGCAUAUACCAAGAUACAGAUGAAAAUGAGACAUCGUCUUCGGAGAGCACUGAUGAGAUACCUGUCUGGGUACGAGGAGAACAGAGAUGGAUUUCAGGAGUGACAGAUCACACUACAGCUGCUGAUUUGGUAGAGGCACUAAUUCAGGAUGAGGGUAUCUCAGACCGAGCGAAAGACUAUGUCAUUACAGAACGAUGGCGAAGAGUCGAGCAAAUCCUCGAUGGACGUACAAAAAUCUUAAAAAUUUGGUCAGCAUGGGGCGAGGCACAGGCUGAGGUAAAACUCACACUGCGACGAGUGGAAAGACAUAGAAGACGUAGUCCCAGUGUGGAAAAUUGCGACAGUGGCCGUGGGAGUCCCACAGGAAGCGCCAUAGUGCGCAGAAGGCGACACCGAGCAGCCAAGUCAUCAGCUGCAUGGAUCACCCACGCCCAGACUCCUCAUCCGCGUACCCAACGUGCUACAAUUGAGCGUCUCAUGAAACUGAUUCUGGAGCAGGGUGAGACCAUUCAGCAGCAAUUGUCACGUCUUAGACAUCCUAUCUACAGGGAGCGUGAGCUGGAAAUUGCAUUCAUUGAGGAGGAACGCCACAGAGUCCGCGAGCGAGAGCAUGGAAAGAACUAUCUACUGGAGACAUAUCUCAAUGGACUCCAUGAAGCUGAUGACAAAGAAGUCACCACAGGAAAUAGUGAUUCUGGUGUUCACACAGAGGAUACAACAUCUCCUGUGGCAGGAAUUUCUCCAACACUGGAAGAUGAUCAGGAUGAUUGCCCAAAGCUUGAAGAGGCCUGUGGUACAGUAAGACGAAAGAGUCGCUCCAACAGAGAAACAAUGCUACUCCGGGAUCAUGAGACAGCUAAGGAGUUCAGUGAGGCUGCGGAGAAAUCCAAGGGAGCACAACCAUCCAAAGAGUCCAAUGAGGGCCAAAUUCCAGAUGAUAUGGCAACAGAAAUUGAUCUUCUGGAGAAAAUGUAUAUUCUCAAUAAGCACUUGCAGCGAGAAGAGGAACUUUUGGUACGAUUGAGUGCCAAAGUGAAGCGCUACGAAUCAGAAAACCCAUCCCUAAGCGAACACCAAAUCAUUGAAGCUCUCGAGAGGGUCAAUGAAGAGAUCACCCAAAGAAAUAACGAAAUUGAGGACACAGAUCGUGAACUUGAGAAGUCCAUUAGUGUCCUUAAGGAAAAGUCUCAGGAACUCCAAGAACUCCAUGAGCAACUCGAUGCGGCAGAAGUUGAGACAUUGAUGUUGGAAGAUAAAGCUCACGAAGUGAAUGUGACACCUGAGAAAAAUCUAAAUCUUAGUCGUGAGUAUUUAGCGGAGAAUAUUUACAACAUCAGUAAAAUAAUCCUGAAGAAUAGUGUUAAGGAGGAUGUGGGAAGUUACAUACGCCACACUCCUGAUAGCGAAGUUCUCCGACAACCAAUUCUGCCAACUCCAGUUGAGAUACCACCUCACUCACCCAUGCAAUUCACAACCGAAGUGCAGGUCCAUCAAUCUGCCACGAGUCCACUGCCUCCACAGUUACCUCCGCCGCAGUUCAUAGACUUCACCACGUUAGAUCUUAUUGCAUCGGUGAACAUGAUGCAUCAUUGCAACCAGAGAAAUAUAAACAGCAAUGCGAGAAUAGCUAAAAUUACACACAAAAAGCUUAUUGGAACAGAAGCCGAUUCAAAUUCGGACACAGGACUCUCUUCGCUAGGAGAAGACAUGACCCAGUUGGGAACGCUCGUGUGAGAGCAUAUACCAGAGGUAUAUACCUCAAGAAUCUUUCCCCAUGUGAACCUAAGAAACUCAACAAAUAAAAGACAUCCACACCAAGAAAGUACACCCGAAAAUGUGAAAGUAAUUUCAUAUACUCAAUAAAUACACCAACUAAGUAACUGUUAA
Molecule: messenger RNA, 2597 nt
Organism: Phlebotomus papatasi
Lineage: Eukaryota; Metazoa; Arthropoda; Insecta; Diptera; Psychodidae
Product: ras association domain-containing protein 10
Exons: 5
Coding region: 627-2444 (605 amino acids)
Biological process (GO): signal transduction
Source: RefSeq, a predicted model, not a curated record